ACUAUGCGUACCGUUUAUUUAGGAAAUAUGGCACCUGAUACUCAAGUUUCAGAUAUCUUGGAUCAAGUACGUUCUGGUGUUAUCGAAAUUGUACGUCCUUUACCAGAAAAGAACUGUAUCUUUCUCACUUUUGUUGAUGCUACUGCUGCUGCUCAUUUUUGUCAUGAAUUCUCAAGUCGUCCUUUUAAUAUCAAUGGCGUAGAACUCAAAAUUGGAUGGGGAAAACCAAGUACUUUACCUACCAAUAUUCGUCUUGCUUUACAAAAUGGUGCCAGUCGAAAUGUAUUUUUGGGUUCUUUAGAUGAAACUGUGAAUGAAGAUGUGAUUCGUGAAGAUUUGAAACGCUUUGGUACUGUUGAACAUGUCCGACUGAUUCGUGAAAAGAAUAUCGCCUUUGUCCAUUUUUUGUCUAUUGCCAAUGCUAUCAAAUGUGUUACCAGCUUACCAACUGAAGGGGAAUGGCAAAAUCGUCGGGUCUACUACGGAAAGGAUCGAACAUCUACACCAUCAUCUCAUCAUCCUCAUCUUCAAAUUCAUCCUAAUCAAACAGCAACACUCAUACCAGCUUUAACAUCUGUACAUGGAGAUAUGACUAUUUAUCAUCCUCAUCCGACAAACAAUGGUGGGAAUGGCUUAACUGGUGUGGCAAAUCGUACAAUAUAUUUAGGCAACAUUCAUCCAGAUACAACAUGUGAAGAAAUAUGUAAUGUCAUUCGAGGAGGUAUACUUAGUCAAAUUAGAUACAUGGUGGACAAACAUAUUGCGUUUAUUGCGUUUGUGGAUCCUGUUUUGGCCCUUCAUUUUUAUACUCAAGCAAGUUAUCAUGGUAUUGUUAUCAAAAGUCGACGACUCAAGAUUGGUUGGGGCAAACCUUCCAGUUUACCAGGAGCUGUCAUUCAAGCUGUACAAAAUGGUGGCUCUCGCAAUGUAUACCUUGGGAAUAUGGAUGAUAGCAUGACGGAAGAAAAACUUAAGCAAGAUUUUUCUGAGUAUGGGGAUAUUGAAUUGGUCAACACUCUCAAGGAAAAGAACUGUGCUUUUGUCAACUUUACAAGUAUUGCUGCUGCUAUGCGUGCUAUUGAAGGGAUACGGACAAAGGAAGAAUACAAACGAUUCAGAAUCAAUUAUGGAAAGGAUCGUUGUGGCAAUCCACCUCGAUCU
Halteromyces radiatus is the source of this 1161-nucleotide messenger RNA. RefSeq lists its product as uncharacterized. Gene Ontology annotation, biological process: mRNA splicing, via spliceosome. The annotation marks the transcript as partial. The record is from RefSeq and is a predicted model, not a curated record. Gene Ontology annotation, molecular function: mRNA binding. The transcript is spliced from 2 exons. Lineage: Eukaryota; Fungi; Mucoromycota; Mucoromycetes; Mucorales; Cunninghamellaceae. Gene Ontology annotation, cellular component: cytoplasmic stress granule.